AUGUCGGCCACAAAUUCACUUGAGUCUUCGUCGCCCACGCCAUGUCCUAACCAAAUCGCCACCCUUGAGCGCCGGAUCGCUGAACUUGAGCAAGACAAAGCGCACCUCGCCAAAGCAGUGUCUGAGUCUAAUCAACGCGUCGCUGAAGCUAAGAAAAGCACAGCUGCCGCUGAAGCCGAGACAGCAGCGGCGAAGCAGCGCGCCCAAACACGCUACACAGAGAGGUUACAUGCCAACAACGAGGCUCGAAAUCUUCAAGACGCGAUGAAGGAGCAAGCCUUUAAACAUAAUGAUUAUGCGAUCAAGGCCAGUAGGUUGGUUAGUACCCUCAGGGCCAGAAUCGCGCAUCUUGAAACUGAAAUCUCGACCAAAGAAGCUAAAAUUCAAGAGUUGAAAGCGGAACUUCAUGAAAUUCACACUGGCUUUCUAGCUAAUCAACGAGAGGAGGUUAACAUCGAGACACAGCCCGACAAGAUUGUUCAUGACCUUAAGAACAAGAUCAUAAGUCUGGAAUUGUCUCUUGCUAAGGCAGAACAGGACAAAGAGCAAGCUGUGAAAGAUAAAGAUGUGAUGGCAAAUUCACAGGCCAAGUUUGAAACGGAUCAAGCCUAUCUCAAGAGCCGAGAGAUUGCGCUGAUGCAAACUAAUCAGAUAAAGCUUCAGAACGCUCAGUUGGAUUGGCAUUCAAAACUAGAGAUCGUGAAGAAGCGGGAGAUCCAAAUGGCGAAAGAAUUGAAAGAAGCAAAGUGGGAGGCCGAAGAUGCCAAGCAGAAGUUGCAGAUGGCAACUCGUACGAUGCAAAACACUCCUCAGAAGCUUGGCGUACAGCAAAAACACCAACAACAGCAGCAACUUCAGACUUCCAACUCCGACAAGAAAAGAAGGUCCAGUCUGAAUGGGAACACUGAAACCACUACAUCCGCGUUUCAACGCGCACGUAACCAGUCACUGCUCCUUAACUCUAUUGGCAUGGGUCCAAAUCCGCUUACAGGAAUGUGCGGAGGUGCACCGAGGACUGAAGCUCCGCCCGUUUCAAGGCAGCCCAUGAAUAUGGCACAGGAUGUUGGAUACAGACAGUAUCCAUCACUAAGUUUCGACAGUUCGGCUAGCCAAAGUCCACCUAUUCCAACUGCACAGCAACAAUACUUUCCAGGCCAUGGCCCGUCUCCGGUUCAACAGUAUGGCAUUUCGACGCAACCCAGGAGUCUAAUGGGUCAACAGCAACCCAUAGGCCCCAUGCCGCCUCAGCAGCAGCCAGGCCUUGUACAGAAUGCGAGAUUGAACAAUACGGGGUCGCAAGCUCAAACCCACUCAAACCACGGGAUCAACGUACAUUUGGCUGUCAACACGGGUGCCGUACAGCAGCCUCACCAUGGCAUAGCACAGCAACCCCCACCUUCCUUCAUGCUUAGCCGUACGCACCAAUCGAACAGCACCAACGCGUCUUUUUUCCCGAAUACGCAAGGCAACACCAUUCCAUCCGCUUUCGACACCGACAUCUUUGCGACGGAUUCAAGCAAUGUGACGCCAGGCAACAUUGACUUCUUUCUGAACAACGACUUGGGGUUUGCCAAUUAUCUCACGGGAGAAAUGUUCCAAGAUCCAUUGUACAGCAAUGAUUUCACGACAAGCAUGGAUGGCAACGCUCAAAGUCAGGACAGUGCUAACGCUGCUCCGGCGAAUACGAAUGCAACGUGGUCAGGUGGCCAAGGCCCAGCGCCACAUCCAGGGUUCGCACCAAGAUGAGGUUUAG
Bipolaris sorokiniana ND90Pr is the source of this 1753-nucleotide messenger RNA. RefSeq lists its product as uncharacterized. The transcript has 2 exons. The record is from RefSeq and is a predicted model, not a curated record. NCBI's taxonomy places the organism in Eukaryota, Fungi, Ascomycota, Dothideomycetes, Pleosporales, Pleosporaceae. Bases 1 to 1746 code for a protein of 581 amino acids.